CGGAGGGAACGGCCCCCGCCCCGCCUGCAGGGGCGGCCCGCGCCGCAGCCCCUCCUCGGGGGAGGUCGGCUGCAUGGGCAGGCGCGGCGGGGCACCGCGGCGGUGGCUCUGCCGGCAGAGCCGCUGCUGAGCGCCAGUUUAGAUCACUGCUGAUUUGAUCCUCUGGAAUCUGCAAGGGAGAAGUCUGCCAGCCUCUGUGAAUAGCUCUGCAGUGUAACAGGAGUGGAGUUCCCAAGCAGAAUUGCUGAGAGCUAUGUGAACGGGUGUAAGCAAAACUGAGCACAUCGGGAUUUCUGCCUCAGCCCUGGGCUUGUGUGUGUGUGUGGGGUGAACACCCUCUGGCACCUGGAGAUGAUGUCGGUCGAAGGGUCUACAAUAACAAGUCGGAUCAAAAAUCUGCUUCGCUCCCCUUCCAUUAAGCUGAGGAGGAGCAAGCCUGGGAACAAGCGUGAAGACAUAGGCAGCAAGGUGACUUUGGAGAAGGUGUUGGGGAUAACUGUGUCGGGAGGCAGAGGACUAGCCUGCGACCCCAAAACCGGCCUCGUUGCUUAUCCAGCAGGGUGUGUCGUUGUGCUGUUCAACCCUAGGAAAAAUAAGCAACACCAUAUUCUAAACAGUUCCAGGAAAACAAUUACAGCACUUGCUUUCUCUCCAGAUGGAAAAUACUUGGUUACAGGAGAGAGUGGACACAUGCCAGCGGUUCGGGUAUGGGAUGUGGCCGAGCGAACCCAGGUGGCUGAGCUCCAGGAGCACAAGUAUGGUGUGGCCUGUGUGGCCUUCUCCCCCAGCUCCAAGUACAUCGUUUCAGUGGGGUACCAGCAUGACAUGAUUGUCAAUGUGUGGUCAUGGAAGAAAAACAUCGUAGUGGCAGCCAACAAAGUCUCAAGUAAAGUGACGGCUGUGUCAUUCUCAGAGGACUGCAGUUACUUUGUCACUGCUGGAAAUCGGCACAUCAAGUUCUGGUACCUGGAUGACAGCAAAACCUCUAAGGUCAAUGCCACAGUCCCCUUGCUAGGUCGCUCGGGAUUGCUUGGAGAACUGAGGAACAACUUCUUCACGGAUGUGGCUUGUGGAAAAGGCAAAAAAGCUGACAGUACCUUCUGCAUCACAUCCUCAGGCCUGCUCUGUGAAUUCAAUGAAAAAAGGCUGCUGGACAAGUGGGUGGAGCUGAGGAAUACAGACAGCUUCACAACCACUGUGGCAAACUGCAUCUCUGUGAACCAUGACUACAUCUUCUGUGGCUGCGCUGAUGGCACCGUGAGGAUCUUUAACCCUCUGAACCUUCACUUUGUCACCACACUGCCGAAGCCGCACUGCCUGGGAACAGACAUCGCGAGUGUGACUGAGGCCAGUCGUCUUUUCUCUGGUAUGGCUGAUGCGAAGUAUCCAGACACGAUUGCCUUGACUUUUGACCCCACCAACCAGUGGCUUUCCUGUGUAUACAACGACCACAGCCUGUAUGUGUGGGAUGUCAAAGACCCGAAAAAAGUGGGCAAGGUGUACUCUGCUUUGUAUCACUCUUCCUGCGUGUGGAACAUUGAGAUGUAUCCGGAGGUGAAGGACAGCAAUCAGUCAUGCCUUCCCCCUGGUUCCUUCAUCACCUGCUCCUCUGACAACACCAUUCGUCUGUGGAACACUGAGAGCUCCAACAUUCAUGGCACAGCUCUGCACCGCAACAUCCUCAGCAAUGACUUGAUGAAAAUCAUCUAUGUAGAUGACAACACUCAGGUACUUCUGGACACUGAUUACAACUCAGCAGGAAGUGCAGACAAAGCUGAUGCACAAGUGAUGGAUACGAAGGUGGGGAUACGCACUGUCUGUGUGAGUCCCAGUGGGGAGCAUCUGGCCUCGGGGGACAGGAUAGGCACUCUCAGGAUAUAUGAGUUGCAGUCUCUGAGGGAAAUGCUGAAGGUGGAAGCCCAUGACUCUGAGAUUCUGUGUCUGGAGUACUCCAAACCUGACACAGGCUUAAAGCUCUUAGCCUCAGCCAGUCGGGAUAGAUUGAUUCAUGUCUUGGAUGCUGGAAAGGACUACAGCCUGCAGCAGACCCUGGAUGAACAUUCUUCUUCCAUCACUGCUGUCAAGUUUGCAGCCAAUGAUGGGAAGGUGCGAAUGAUAAGCUGUGGGGCAGACAAGAGCAUCUAUUUCCGCACUGCACAGAAGACAGGAGAAGGGGUUCAGUUUACCCGAACACAUCACAUUGUUAGGAAGACCACUCUGUAUGACAUGGAUGUGGACCCCAGCUGGAAAUAUGCAGCUAUUGGAUGCCAGGAUCGUAACAUCAGGGUUUUCAAUAUAAGCAGUGGGAAGCAGAAGAAGCUUUACAAGGGAUCCCAAGGUGAAGAUGGCACCCUCAUCAAAGUGCAAACAGAUCCUUCUGGUCUUUACAUUGCAACUAGUUGUUCUGACAAGAACCUCUCCAUCUUUGAUUUCUAUUCUGGCGAGUGUGUUGCAACCAUGUAUGGACAUUCAGAGAUUGUAACUGGGAUGAAAUUCAGUAAUGACUGCAAACAUCUGAUCUCUGUUUCUGGUGACAGCUGUAUUUUCAUCUGGCGUCUGAGCUCAGAGAUGACCAUCAACAUGCGGCAGCGACUGUCUGACAUGAAGCAAAGAGGGAAGCAGGCAGAAAAGUCUCCUCCGCACAAGACUGCUGGACUCAUGAGGCGUGAGUCCAUCUCUGCCCUGUCCUCUGCGCCUGCACUCUCAUCAGACAGCGACAAGGAUGGUGAAGAUGAAGGGAAUGAUGAAGAUGAGCUGCGUGGGCUGCAGUCAUUCCAUAUUCAGUCCAGCUGCAACACUGACAGAGACUCAGAUCCAGACCUUACCCUUUCAAGAAGCCUUUCCCACUGGGAAAUGAGGAGGGCCAAAGAGAUAGCAGCUAUCCAGCGCUCAGAGGCACCGAUGAGCAACAUACCUCGGCAGCGUGGGCGCUGGUCCCAACCAACCAGCAACAUAGAGAUGACUGUGAAAUCCAUGCUUGACUUGCGUCAGUUGGAGUCUUUCUCUGUUUCCCGUUCUCCAAGUCGAGACUCACUGUCUCAGAACAGCAAUGGGGAUGACAAAGAAGAGCAGGCGGAUCUUCCUGUGCACAUCAACAAAGUUGGCAGCUCGGUACCUCCCCAAGAUAACCAGUCUUGUGUGCGACCCCAAAUGAUUCGGCUUGUGUCUUGUGAGGAGGGGAUUUUCUCUCAGGAACUGGAACCUUCUGAGAGUGAGGAAUGUGUAAUCUACCCUGACCAAGAUGAAAUCCAUCCCACAGACCCUAGCAGUGAGUUCCAGGUAAAAGCACUGCCCCACGGGAAGCUAAAUAGAGGUUAUCACAGUAAUGGAUGCCCAGACAAACACAGUCCUGACAGUGCCUGCUCUGUAGAUUACAGCAGCAGUCGUCUGUCCAGCCCAGACCAUCCAAAUGAAGAUUCUGAAAGCACUGAGCCACUCAGUGUGGAUGGCAUCUCAGACCUGGAAGGAGAGGAAGGAGAGGAGGAUGUGGCUACUAGUGUGCCGGAGGGAGAAAUCCCCCAGAUACAUGAUCAGGAAAAAUUCCUCAAGGAGCAUUUUGGGAGCCUGGGCAGCACUGAUGGAAAAGGUGGCUCAUGUAGGAAUCUGGAAGGAAGUGAAAACCUCAGCAUAUCUUCUCGCUUUCUUUCCCAGUCCCCGGCUCUCAGACGAUUGUCACUCUCUUCGUCAAAUCUGAUACUGGAUUCAAAGCCCAUCGAGCUGCCAACCCAGACCAGUCAUUUUACACCAGAUCUCUUGAAAAAUGGCAGCAGCCAGCCUGGUGAUGCUUUGGAGAACAACCAGCUGCUGGAGGGUGUAAAUUCAAAUCAGGCUCCUCAUGUCCAGAAAAAACGGAGGUCAGCUCUGGAGGCCAGCAGAGUUGGUAUGGCUCCUGGACGGGUUAUUGCAUCCUUCCCAGAAGGCCCUGUGAAUGCAGUGAUGAGAAAGGCACAGUCAGUUCAUGACCUCGUUCAUGAGGAUAAGGGUCCUGGAGUGAUAUCCUCUGCCAAGCAGCGUCCUCAGACUCUUGUGGAGGUUGAGAAGGAUCCCAGACCUAACAAUUGCAGGGUGUUAUCAGCCAGUAUGUUGAAGAUGGAUGGAUCUGGUGCUCUGCUGGCCAAAGAUGUCAGGGCUGCAAAACCCAAGUCCUACAUGAACCCCACAACCAGCUUCCGGGCUAAGAUGUCAAGGAGCAUAUCCGUAGGGGAAAAUCUGUACCUUGGUUACUCCUCUGAAGUGCUGGCAGAUGGGAGGACUAGCCCUCCAGUGGCAGAGAAGACACAGCUUAGUUCCACAGCAGAUGCUGAGAAGAUGAAGGCACCAGUGAAAGAAAAUGUUCCAGUGAAGCCAGCACUUCAGCCAGUUGUAAACUGCUCAUCUCCCAAGUCCUUCCACAGCAAGUUGGCAUCAUCAAACCGAGCACAUCUGAUUCUUGACAUUCCCAAGCCAUUGCCUGAUAGACCCACCCUGGCCUCCUUCUCACCCACUACUAAAACAAAAACCGUGCUGGAGCCACAGUCUCCACAGUCACCUGCUGGGGCCUGUAAAAAGAAACCCUCUUUUCCUGAGGUCCGAGCCUCCAAGAAAGAGAAUCUAACUGCUGGGUCUCUGGUUCCUGGUAGAGAGGUUUCAACAGGACCUACUAAGGAGAGCCCAGUGGAGAGCCCAGUCUCAAGGAUGGGUUGCCAGGAUGAGCCAGGGGUCACUAGUCCAAAACUGUCAGAGAGCCAGCAACCAAAAUCUCCUGAGGGCGCACUGCCCAGGAGCAGGGAGCGGAUCACCGGCAUCGCCUGUGUGCUGGACACCCAGCCUGGACUGUGCCCACUAGACCCCAUCAGGCCGAGGUCUCCUACAGCUAUAACUGCCUUGGCACAGGUCUCAGGUGUGCAUGGAUACCCAUCUCUUAUCUUCCCCCUUCUGUCUCCUGUCUUUGUGAACCGCCUCACGAUCCCAUCACAUUUCUUUACGUCCAGCUUCUGGCCUGUCUCGUCCUGUCUGCACCUGUCUCGUUCCAUAAGCCAUACCCUCAAUGGAUCAUGCAUCAGUGUAGAGCAGUGUGAGCACAUGGUAUCCGAGCUCCAGGACAGCAUGCGCAAAGCCAUUCAUCUUUACCGCAUGGUGUUAAAUGAUACAGAGUCUUCUACUGACAAAGAUAAAAUAGCAGGCCUCCUGACAGAAACAUUCUCCUCAAUGAAGAAAGAACUGGACUCUCUGAAGGAAGAGGAAAAGCUUCCAAAGGUUAAGGAGGUACUGACAAAGCCACAAGAUACCACUGCUCCAUCAAAUGAGGGAUGUGGUGCCAAUCUACCAAGUCCCAAGAGUUUGGGGGAUCAGCAGACACUAGCUCUGCUGGAACAGUACUCAGAGCUGUUGCUACAAGCUGUGGAACGACGCAUGGACAAAAAACUCUAAGAGGGGUGGCUUUCAGGUGUUUGUGAAUACACAGAGAUAAUCCCAAGAAGAGGACCACAGAGAGAGCUUCAGACUGAUGCUAUCAUCACACUGCUCUAGGGCUGGUGGAGAGACCUUUAGAAAUUGAUUUCCUCAAGCCCCUACAACUGACUUGCUCUAAUUCUUAGCAAUGUGCUGGCCACGAUUUUGAUACUUUUUUUCUCCCAAUGGUCUUCAGCUUCCUGUCUCUAGACAAAAUCUUGAAAGAGGAGUUUGGAGAAAUUGCCUUGAGAUUUCUUCAUAGCCAGGAGGUCAGGAUUGGGUGGCACCUAAGGAAAAAGGGCCACACAAGCUAUCCAAGAAAUUCUGAACUGCUGACUAAACACAAAGGAGUCCAGUUUAAGCCAAUCCCUUCUCCAGGGCUUCAUGAGAAUCAAGAAGCAGCCUUUUAAUGAGUUUAUUUAUUAAUUUAUUUUUCUGACUGUUGCUCUGUGUCACAUUUGUGGCCGUUAUCUUUGUCCUUUAACAAAAACUGUCAAUCCCUUUCCCAUAUCCCAGCGAGAAACAAUCUCUGUAUUAUAAACCCCCAACAGGGAGACAGGCUGGAGUGUCUGUGCAAUUAAUGAACUGUUUUCUGCUUAAAUCUUGUCUUGCUGUUCUUUCUUUUCCUGCCUCAAUUUUGUUAUCUAGAGUAAUCCUCCUGUUGUCAUAACGACCCUGUCUGCUUUUCUCUUGUUUCAAGGCAGUCCCCACACUGUAUUUUAUCUGCAUUCACCUCUGGGGGAAGGUUCUGCAACCCUUGGACCAUGCUUUGGAGAUUCAUUGAUGAAUUCAGUAGUGAUAUUUUUAAUCUGGAAUUUAGCAUUAUGUUGAUGCUUCAUGACUGGGUUUUCUGCAGCCAUUUUAAAACCAGGAUUUGGAUACAAUUAUGGACAUUUGUUUCAGCCACUUUUCAUGAAUAGGAAUUGGAUAUUGACUUUGUUGUAACUGGGAAAUUUGAGCUGAUGAUUUAUUUAUUGAGAAGUGACAUGGAAAAGCUGGUUUCCAUCUCUUACAGUGUUAACUCUGGAUUUGAGGUAUCUUCAGUGCAGCGGCUCAUCCAUGGCAUUUGUUCAUUCUACUGUGACAGGAAAAUGGUGUUUUUCUUGCUUUUCUAGGAAAACAGACUAUUUCCAUCCCAAGAUCUUUUGUUAAAGCUAUUUCAACUACCCACAGAGAAUAGUUUUGUGAGAACUUCAAACAAGAUAUUUUAGGAUGUGAUUACCACCAUUUCCCCAUUCCCCAGCCUCUUUGAUUUUCAUGAAUUCUUGGUCUGAGAAGUAGAAAAUCUUCCCUUCUUGCGUUUGUAUGUGCAAUACUCUUCUCAGCCUGUGGAGCUUCUUGAAGCCCAUGCUAACUUGUGUUUGUUCUGGUGUAAAACUGUCCAGUGAUGUGAGCUUUUUUAGGCAAUGAUAAACUAAGAAAAAACAAUUUGAAACCAAUGAAAUUCUUCAGCACCUUCCUCCUUAGCCCCACUCCUUUCCACAACAGGGUCAGAUACCCCAAAUUAUUUAUUUCUUCCUCCAUCUCCAGUCUGACUUGUAUUUAGCUUAAGGCAGUAAUCCAAGUUAAUAAAACUGAUCCCAGUUGAUAAAACUGAUGCAAGCAGCAAGCUUUCACAGGAGAGAGACUCCUAGCAUCUGUGGAAGUCACUGUGGAAGGCAGCCAGGCGGCAUCGCUUGGUUCCACAGAUUACAGGCUUGAAGCAGUUUUCUCUCAUUUUACUGUCCUGGCUGUCAUCUCUUUGAAACCCCGUGGCAUUUGGAAACGUGGUCUGUUGACUUCUCUGUCUUUCUGUGACCGGGGAUCUGCAGUGCUGCCCGUUUUAAUACGGGGCUGGCCAGGCCAGUGUAGGAUUCAGAAAAACUCCAGGGCUGGAUACUCUGCAGUUUUGAGAGCUUUCCAGCUCCUUCUGUCUGUAAGUUAAACUGCGUAAUCAUGUUUCAGGUGUCCUUGCUAAGUUUUUCUUCCAUGGGCUUGUACUGAACCUUUGAAAGUGUUGCUUUCUAGUUCUGUCUCAGCAUCGCUGUGUGCUGAAUCAGUUCAUGUGCUCAGUCCUGUAGGCAGCUUCUCUUGCACAGACAGGCUUUGCCAAGGAGAGCAAGUUGAAAAGCAGGGGAGAGAUUUCUGGCAGUUUCCUUGAGUGAGAAGGCGUGCUGAAGAUGCCACGAGUGGAAUGUACGGUGGCAGUCAUGUUGGGUCUGUGAUGGAGUUAGUAUGGGUUAAGCUUGCUUUUGAGGUGGUUAGUUCCUUCACUUUCAGACUGUGAACAUAUGUCCUAGUAUACAGGAAAUACUGGGGCCACAAGACACUCAGGUAAAAUAGCAGUCCCUUCAACCCAGGUAUCUUUUGGUACUGGUGAUGACGGUUUGAGGGUCUUUUAUAUUACUCCCUGUGCAAUUUUAUUCUAUUCUAUUAACCAUUGAGGUAGUGACAAAAAGGGUCAGAGAUGAUAUGGAAAAGCUAGUGGCAAGAAUGGAAUUCCCGUUAAGACAAAGAGCAACAACCAGUGACGAUGGCAUAGAGAUACGAAAUAAAGCUCCUUGGAAAUGAGUUUUGUGAAGCAAAUCUAGUUCUUAAGCUGAUCAGAGUGGGGUUUGCUUCCUGGAAUCAAUUUUGCUUGGGGUCAUAGCUGCAUAUGAGAAACCAGAGGUAAAAUGUGAUCAGAAUGAUGGCAAGAGAAGUGUUGGGCAAGUAGAUCAGCUGGAGGAGGUUGCGUAGUUUAAAAUAGAUUAGAAUAGUAGAUGUAGGAUACUCAGGAAAAUAGAGUAGAAAUAGAGAUGGUCUUGGCCUGAGGAACACCAUUUAGCCAAUACCUGUGAAAGAGAUAGUACAGAAAAGCUUCAGGAAAGUAGAUUUAGGAGUGAGGUGGUGAUCUGUAAUUGGAGAAUGAAUUGGAAGGGGUUUGUUUUUAAAUGUGUCCUGUUGGGCCUCUUGUUUCUUCAUUUGCUGUCCUCUAAGCAACUAGUUUUUCUUGAAUGGCAAAGUCAUGAGCUGUUCGGCUUGGAUGUUAUGAAUUUAGUAGUAGAAGUCCAGUAAAGGAGAUGCUGGUGCUAAUAAUAUGUGGUGAGGAGAUAAGUGUUGCUCUUUAUAUUUUGAGACAAAUCCAACUUAAUCUUCCCUGAUAGCUUCCUAUUGCUGGCAGUAGGAAGUACUCCUGAAAAUUCUAGUUUACAGAACAAAGAGAGCGUAAAUGUGUUACAUUUUGUUGCACCUUGUGAAUAUGUUUCACCACAGGCUGUCCAUUGGGCCAGGUAGAGAAAGACCGAGUGAUGAAACUGCCUGGGAAGUGAAGAGGCUUGUGGGAGGAGGU
Molecule: messenger RNA, 8740 nt
Organism: Pezoporus flaviventris
Lineage: Eukaryota; Metazoa; Chordata; Aves; Psittaciformes; Psittacidae
Gene: MAPKBP1
Product: mitogen-activated protein kinase binding protein 1
Exons: 32
Coding region: 352-5409 (1685 amino acids)
Molecular function (GO): protein binding
Source: RefSeq, a predicted model, not a curated record